UUGCCGUAACAGCAACAGAAAUGGUUUCUUAGCAACAAAAGGAAGUUUGGAAUAGGACUUGAAGUCACUCAUAUGUGUCGCUGAAGACUACAGAUUUCUUCAAUGGAGGCUAGGAGAUCAGGACCACUGGCUUCUUACUCUGCUCCACCUGAUAUUAAAGAAAAAUGGAAGGCAACCAAUAUAGAGAACACCACAGGUCAAAGCUACAGGGGCAGUAAGCAUAAUUAUGUUCGAGUCUUGAGUAGCAGAAAUAAAAAAUCUCCGGAAGCUGUGGACAUUUGCCAAACAGACAUCAGGAACCUUAUACCAGCUAAUAUCAGACACAAGUAUGGCAGCUCUUUGGUUGAGCAACUGAUUUCUCCAGAGCAGGUAAGAAAGAGCCUGGCAGAUGUUGAGCAGAGAACAAGGAUAAUGCCUAGAUGCACCCUGGCACAUGUCACAUGGCGUAUGGAGGAAUAUCCACAUAGUAUAUAUCAUGAGCUAAGUCACUGCCUCCGCAGUAAUGUCUUUCCAGGGGUGCCCAUAAACCAACACAGCCUGGCACAGGACUCAUACACUGUAGAAGUAAAUCAAAGAGGUAGACGAGAUAAGGGCAACAACCAACACUGGUACGGAAGGAAGACUGAUGACUUAGCUCUUUGGUCACAAAAACUAAUGGAGAGAAAUGCCAUUGCCAAGAUCCUGGAGAGUCAACAGAAACCUUCCCUCAUUUUUCCAUUGCGUAUCCAUCCUACAGUCACCAUGGAUGAUCCUCCACCUCCAAAAGCCAAGACGCCAAAGAGGCACAAACAGGCUAAAGCCAAGAAGCCAAAAGCACCAACUCCUCCAGUUAUACAACCCGAUCAAGAUGACGAUUUCUGGGAUUUCUAUGACAAACCCAUUUCAUGAUCUCUUCUAGCCAUAAAACCCAUGGACCUUUUAUAAAUACAAAAAGCAGAUAGUGAUGUAAUGACUUGGAAGUUCUGCCGUCACUGCUGUUAUAAGACUUGGGAAUGUGUAUGUGUACUGUGUCUAAGAAAUGGUAAUGUAUGCAGGGGCGGACUGACCA
Molecule: messenger RNA, 1048 nt
Organism: Rana temporaria (common frog)
Lineage: Eukaryota; Metazoa; Chordata; Amphibia; Anura; Ranidae
Gene: CIMIP4
Product: testis expressed 33
Exons: 5
Coding region: 103-888 (261 amino acids)
Source: RefSeq, a predicted model, not a curated record